UAUAUAUAUAUGGGGAUUACAGAGACGUUACUCUUCGCAGUACUUUAGUUGCACGUUCGACAGAACCACAUACCGCAAAACACUGCUUCGUUUCAACCAGAAUCUCACGUUAAUCUAUUAACAACAUGAGAAACUAUUUAUUGGUCACGGUUAUUACUGCUCUAAUAGCAGUGAUCAAUGGCGCUGUUGAGGGGACCGAACAACUAUCAAAAUUGACUUCAACAGCCGCGGGGAAACCAGUCUCCGAUGGUAAAGAUCUAGAAGGAGCUGCAAGUGAUCGAACAUUCUUCAUUGGUAGAGAGUAUGGCUAUGGUAGUGGAGGCUAUGGCGGAAAUUAUCCCGUUAUCGGAGGAAACUCUCUGUAUGGCCCAACUGGCAAUGGUUACUACAACCAUGGCAAUGGUGCAAACAGCAUAUAUCGAGGUUAUCAAAGUGGUAGCGGCUAUGGUGGGAUCCUCGGUGGUGGUCAUACUGGGUGGGGUUAUUACGGAAAUGGAGGUUACGGUGGCUCCGUAGGUGUAGGUUAUGGGGGUUAUGAGGAUGGUUACGCGGGACUCGGUGGUCGAGGAUACAAUCGCUGGAACAGCCUUGAUGGUUACGGGGGAUAUGGCGGGUACGUUGGAACCGGUUAUGGCGGAAUCUCGGGUAGUGGAUACGGAGGUUACGGAGCUUCAGGUUAUGGGGCUUCAUCCUAUCCGUAUGGCUAUCGUGGAAGUACAUAUGGUUCCUCGAGCGGUUACCCAGGCUAUCCAUCGGGUUACCGGGGCUAUUCUUAAAUCCGAAUUGCUGCAAUCUGCAAUGUCAUAUUUUUACUGUCAGUUGAGUAUUUGACGAAUGCUUGAUAGUUUUGAACACUAAUACUUUCAAGCAUAUUUACUAUAACGUUUUUUAAAAAGAAUAAAUAAAUAUGUGAAUUUGA
This is a messenger RNA of Venturia canescens, 919 nucleotides long. Its product is annotated as keratin-associated protein 19-2-like. Lineage: Eukaryota; Metazoa; Arthropoda; Insecta; Hymenoptera; Ichneumonidae. Bases 126 to 776 code for a protein of 216 amino acids. The record is from RefSeq and is a predicted model, not a curated record. The transcript has 4 exons.